CCUGGAGCCGCACGGGUUCGGAGCUUGAGUCUCGACCCGUGACACAUAGAUUAACAUUUUGUCACGUGUCAAUUCUAUAUCCAUUCCCAUCCUCUGUUUUUUCUCCUCUCAACAAUGAAAAAUCACGGGCAAAAAAAUGGGUAAAAAUAAAAGCUUUUAAAAUCUAGCAACGAAGAUAAGACACUUGUGGAGAGCUUGUGGAACAAACACUCCCCUUCUUCCCAAUCGUCAUCUUAAAUCCCAUCCAACGGUCCAAAACUCACUGCAAUCACUAUCCUCAGAAAAAUAAUAUUUCUACAAUUACAUAAUCUCAUUGGCUUCUUCACCAUCAUCUCAAUAGAAAGCAAAAAAAAAAAAAUGGAAAUUGUCUAAGCCAAGUGACAAUGGCUUCUCUGCCAAUAUCCUUUGCUCCUUCUACAACAAGGGUUUUUGCAGCAACAGCUGCAAAUGGUGCAGGUGGAAGCAAAGAAGAGAAAGGGCUUUUUGAUUGGAUUCUUGGGAACUUGCAGAAGGAAGACCAGUUUUAUGAAACUGAUCCUAUCCUCCAGAAAGUUGAAGAAAAGACUGGUGGUGGCAAUUCCAAUGGCCGCAAGAACUCUGUUUCUGUUCCACAGAAGAAGAAGGGUGGUGGAUUUGGAGGACUUUUCGCCAAGAAUUGAACCUACCAUAGUUAUCCAAUCAUGGGGUCUUAUUGGUUUGGGAUUCCCCCCCUUUUUUUUUUUAACUUUGUUGAACCUUUCUUGAUUCUUGAACACUAAGCUGUUAUUAAUUUCCUUCAAUGCACGCUACUUUUUUUCUCUAUAUAUUUUUAUAAAUU
Durio zibethinus is the source of this 817-nucleotide messenger RNA. RefSeq lists its product as uncharacterized. Gene Ontology annotation, cellular component: chloroplast. The record is from RefSeq and is a predicted model, not a curated record. NCBI's taxonomy places the organism in Eukaryota, Viridiplantae, Streptophyta, Magnoliopsida, Malvales, Malvaceae.